GAUGAAAAUAUUCAAAUUGAGCAUGAAAUGAAUGUUUAACCGAAGACUAAUAUGUUUAUACACUGUCACUGAUUAAUAAUACGAAGGCUACCGAAAAUACUUCGCUGACGAAGAGGCCCAGCCGAGGCGGAACACGUUAGGUUGCGGCUGACGUCAGACGUUACGUACAGCGUGAUGAUGCAUUGUUGUUGGUCGCUGGCUCCAUUGAUGACAUGGCGGCUCGCUGGAGCAGUGAGAAUUUGGUGGUGGAGGUCAGGGACUCGCAGGCAACUGCGAUGUCUGUGAACUGCCAUGGCCAGCUUGCAGUGCUCUCUGGGCGCCGUUUCUUGUAUGUUAUAAACUUAGAUGCUCCCUCAGAAGUACCAAGAAAGAUUGCAAGACAGAGCAAAUGGGACAUUGGUGCAGUGCAGUGGAACCCACAUGAGACUUCCUCCCACUAUUUUGCAGCUUCAUGCAACCAGCGAGUGGACCUCUACAAAUGGCACGAUGGAAAUGGUGAGAUUCACACUUCACUGCAGGGUCAUACUCGUGUUAUAAGUGAUUUGGAGUGGUCGUGGUUUGAACCGGAGCUGCUUGUCACAAGCUCUGUCGACACUUACAUAUACAUUUGGGACAUCAAGGACACACGGAAGCCAUCAGUGUCUCUAUCAGCUGUGGCUGGAGCCUCUCAGGUGAAAUGGAACAAAAAGAAUCCAUGCUGCUUGGCAACGAGCCAUGAUGGAGAUGUCCGUAUCUGGGACAAGCGGAAACCUAACACAGCAGUGGAAUAUAUAGCUGCUCAUUUGUCAAAAAUCCAUGGGCUAGACUGGCAUUCAGAGAAUGAGCACAUCUUUGUUACAUCAAGCCAAGACAACUCUGUCAGAUUCUGGGAUUACCGACAACCAAGGAAAUACCUGAACAUCCUCUCCUGUCAAGUGCCAGUGUGGAAGGCCCGGUACACACCGUUCAGCAAUGGCUUGGUGACAGUGAUGGUCCCACAACUACGUCGUGGUGAGAAUAGUCUCCUUCUCUGGAAUGUUUUGGACCUCAAUGUCCCAGUUCAUACUUUUGUUGGACACGAUGAUGUGGUGCUAGAAUUUCAGUGGCGAAAGCAGAAGGAAGAAUUGAAGGACUAUCAGUUAGUUACCUGGUCACGUGACCAGACUUUGCGGAUGUGGCGGAUUGAUAUGCAAUUACAACGGCUCUGUGCAAAUGAUGUGCUGGAUGGUGAUGAGUUAACUGAUGGCGUUUCCCUGCUUCCAGAGACAGAUAAAGCCCUUCAUUCACAGGAUACUGAUUCUCACCCAACACUUAGUCAUGUAAACGAGGAGGAUGAAGUUCUAAGGGAAGAUUUUCACAACCAUGUCACAAUCAGCUCGAAACCCGAUUACCUUGGGCUACCGCAGACGUUACAACAAGAAUUCUCGUUGGUUAACCUGCAAAUUCGCAACGUGAUGGUUGAUGAGAUGGAUGCUGUAAAUCGUAACUGUACAGUCUCAGUGCAUUGUGGCAAUCUGCGGGUGAAGAUGGUUGUGAUGUUUCCAGUACAAUAUCCAAACAAUGCUGCCCCUUCUUUCCAGUUCAUUAAUCCCACCACCAUCAGCUCAAGCAUGAGGACAAAACUCCUUAAGCUCCUGAAAGACACAUCCCUCCAGAAGGUGAAACGAAACCAGAGUUGUCUGGAACCUUGUUUGCGCCAGCUUGUGUCCAGCCUGGAGGCUAUUGUGAAUCAGGAUAGCAAUGGAUCUGCUAACUCUCAGAAUCCAUUUGCCCUCGGAAACUCUGUGACACCACCACUCCCGACUUUUCCACGAGCCACUAACACGUAUGGUUCCUAUCAGGAUGCCAACAUUCCCUUUCCUCGCACCUCUGGGGCACGUUUUUGUGGAGCUGGUUACCUUGUGUACUUCAUGAGACCAAUGACUCUUCAUCGGACAGUAUCUCCAACAGAGCCCACACCCAGAUCUCUAUCAGCACUCUCUGCCUAUCACAGUGGAGGAAUUACCCCGAUGAAGAUCCGUACAGAAUCACAGAGUAACUUGAGGCUAUACAGUGGGAGCCCAACCCGCAGUGAAAAGGAGCCAGUCUCCAUUAGCUCCUUUUAUUACAAGGAGCGAAAAUCACGUCGAUGGAAAGGAAAGCGAGAAGGUACCGACUCAAACAACCGACCAAUCAAAGCUGCAGGGAAAGUCAUCAUCCAAGACAUCUCCUGCCUCCUUCCUGUGCACAAAGCGCUGGGUGAAUUGUACAUACUGAAUGUGAAUGACAUUCAAGAGACGUGUCAGAAGAAUGCUGCGGCAGCUCUGUCAGUUGGACGACUAGACCUUGUACAGGUGUGGUCUCUGGCUGCUGUUGCUACAGACUCUUUCCUCAGUCCUCACCCUGAUCCCGACAUAGAAACUCCGUGGGCACGACAUCCAUUUGGCCGACAGCUCCUGGAGUCGCUCCUGACUCAUUACAGCACAAUACAUGAUGUUCAGACUCUAGCCAUGCUAUGCAGUGUGUUUGAGGCCCAGUCCAGGCCUCAGGACUACGGCAGCGUAGGACAGCAGGUCUACCAGCGCACUUCUACUUCCACCCCUCUUUUACACUAUUCAGGAUAUGCCUCUUCAGGAUCCUACUCGAGCACAUCUGAAACUAUCGUCUGGUCUGCUGGAUGGAACAUAGUGGGCAGGGAAUCAGAACACCUUAACUCUUGGUGCUACGAGUCACCAGAUGACUAUCGUUAUGGAAAUCAGAUCUACACUGAUCCAAAAGAACGAGAGAAGGAGCAACAUGAAAAGAACAAAAAGUUACUUGACCCAGCCAAUAUGCUGCAAUAUGAUGACUUUAAGAAGUGUUAUGGGGAGAUCCUGUAUCGCUGGGGCCUGCGAGAGAAGCGAGCAGAGGUGUUGAAAUUUGUCUCCUUCCCUCCUGACCCUCACAAGGGGAUUGAGUUUGGGGUGUACUGCUGUCAUUGCCGCAGUGAAGUACGAGGAACACAGUGUGCUAUUUGCAAAGGCUUCACCUUCCAAUGUGCCAUCUGCCAUGUUGCUGUACGGGGAUCUGCCAACUUCUGUCUCACCUGUGGGCAUGGUGGCCAUACAAGUCAUAUGAUGGAAUGGUUUCGGACCCAGGAAGUGUGCCCCACGGGCUGUGGCUGCCAUUGUUUGCUUGAGAGCACCUUCUGAAAGAAGCCGACUAUCACUGCUCGUAAUAAGAAGCCUUGAAUAGUGUUCCAGGAUAUUGUGUGUGUGUGUUGUUUUUAAUUGAAAUUGUGAUUGUCAAUUGAACAGAGAUAUGGAAACUUUAAUCAGUGAGAGAACUUUGAGAGUGGAGUUUUGUUCCUAGAGCACUAGGACAAAUUUUCAGACUUUCAAAUUAUCUGGACUCUGCUUUCGAGAGUGAAGGAACAUGGUUUGCACGUAUUCUCCAGUACAGCAACAAUGAAUGGUCAAAUUCAAAAGCAAGUUUUAUUUAUGAAAGCAUAUUUUUAAAAUGAACUUUGUUUCAUUGUUAGCAGUAAUCACUGUCCAGCUGUCGAUGGUGAUUGCUGUCCAGCUGUUGACAGUGAUCCUUCACACUUAGCAUGUAUAAGUGAAUAUGUUUCACAACUAACAUUAGUACAGACUUGAAAUGACCACAAUCGUUAAAGCUGUGAUUGGGAAAACAGGUCUUUGUUUAGAAGAAGCAUUACCCGCUCAGUGGUUUGUGCAGUUCUUUUCCAGUUUUCACGGUUUGCUGCUGCUGAUCUGUUUCCACACUGUUUGUGCAGUGUUUGACUUGACUUCCACAAGUUGAAGAGUCGUGAUAAUUAAAUUCAAUAGGGGUACUGGGGAUCUGUGGGUUAGAUGCUGGCUUUGCUCCUGGAAGCUGAGUAAAUAUCCAGCCCAGACUGACACCUUUGCCCACGUGCUGUAAUCACCCUACUUGAAAUAAGUUUGGUAGUCUAGAUUCUAUUGUUUGGAUGGCAUGGGUUCAAUGAAAAACCGCCUUGAAUUUGACACAAAAUUGAGAAUGUCAUUCAGUACUUUGCAGAAUUGAUAGUAUGGGGAAAUUGAAAAGAAUGUUGCACUACUGCAGUAAGUGGGCUCUCUCUUAGACCUGGGGCUGAGACAUGAUAACUGGAUAGAAUAGAGAGCUUUACUCUGUAACUGCAGUACUUAAUCUAAGACUGCUUGAUAGUGACGCUACAUGCUCAAAAUGGAAAAUGAUCCAUUUCUUAGCACUAACAUCUUUCACCUUGAGCACAACGUUCACAAAAUAAUUAAGUUCAGUAGGACAGUUCUUGAAUGGAUUGAUCACAUUGAAUGCUAUGCCAUCCUUCAUUGUCCUUAUGGUAAUUUGAGUCAGCUAAAUUGGCAGGUUUUGUUGGAAACUAAAGAAUCGUUUGGCAACUGACUGGAUGGUGCUAUUGAACUAAAUUUUGAACAUAAGUGGUAACCAUAGCACUGAAAUGUAAUUUGCCCAAGCCCUUUGCCACUGUUACUGGGGUCAGGGCUUGCUUGAUUUUGCAAGAGUUGCACAGUUUUGUUUUGUUUCUCAACAGUAGCUGGGAGUGUGUUAGCCAGUGCUAAGGAUACAGGACUCCAAUUUCAGGCAUUUCAUCUGCAGCAGCAAUCUUCAGUCUUUUCUGGGAGGAGCAGUGUUCUUUUAAUUCUCAAUUGCAGUUUAAUGAAAGCCACUGCAUACAUAGCCUGAAGAUCUUGUAACCUUAGGAAACACAGCAUAUUUCCAAGGAGAACAUAAGGUUUCCAGCUUUGUAUAUUGGGGCAGUGUCUAUGUGACUGAUGAUUUUAGCUAAACCCCACUCAUUAAUGUUGACUGUAAAAUGAAUAGCAAAUUCUUGAUGUAUCUUGAUUCGAGGAACUACCUCACUACUCCUGGCUGUAUACACAGUGGCCAAGUUAAAGAUACACUCAUGAAUCAUAGAAUCCACUAGUCCCAUGAAAGAACUGAUCAACUGAAAGAAUUAUAUGUGGUAACCCUAGUACUACAAACAUUCAGCUAUUUACAUGUUAGUUUGGUUUAUGUGGAUCAAUUGUUUUCCCAACACUUCUGCACCUGCUUCCUGUUUCGGUGUUUUGUAAUUUGGUCAGCUAAGGUCCAGAAUUGUUUCUACUGCAUGAUUGCAGCCCAGUAUUGUACUUGUAUGAAGUGAGCAGGUUGCUGCACUGCUUGAUGUAACCACCCUAUUUCUACUGUGGUAAACCAAAUAGCAAAAUAGGUAUGGCCUCUGAAUCCCACUCCUGCCCCCACCACUGUCCCUGAACAUGCAACCUUCCGCACAGUGGCCUCUGAUCUCGCGCUAUCCUGGACCCCCAACCUUUCGGACCCACCCUCACCCCUGAGUUGACCUCUGAUCUCUCACUGUCCAUGACAACCCCUUCCUUCCAACAGUGACUCUUCAUCUCCCACUCUUUCUAAACCCACACCCCACCCGUGUCCUCUGGUUCCCUCAAUGUCCCUGCCCCCUGCACAGUGAAAUCUGAGCCCUCAGCUUCCUGAACCCAGCAUCCAGAGCAGUGAUCUUUGAUUCUCCCACUGCCUCAGACCUCCUGAACAGUGAUCUCUGAAACCCUGUCUAUUGUCCCAGGCCCUCUGGUUUUCAUAGAGCUUGGUUUUCUCCUGGUACUUGCUGGAGCACAAAGUAUAUACUAAAACUUAAUUGCAUGUUUUUUUGUGUGCAUUGCUUCAGGAAGAAAGAGUUAAACUUUGCCUGACCGCAGAUCAUAAGUUAUGUAAGAUCCAUGACAUAGAGUGAAAAGAUCAUUUGAGGCAUUAACAGUCAUGUCUUUGGAUUGAUGGUUGCCCAUAGUCCAUGGGGUGCUGAAUUGGAAUUAAAGGCUGAAGUGGAUUUGUGCUGAAUCCACUAUUUAAUAAUGGAAGAAUCUACUGUUCAGGAAGAGGAAGUAGUAAUCUGGCCAUUCCAUUAAUGACUGUGUGAAAGAGUAUAUGCUUUUUGCAGAAUCAUGAACUUGGGUGGGGGGGGGCGCAGUGUGAGGUUAUUUGUUUGUCUUUACAAAGUUUAACUUUUAUUUGCCUGCCAUUUCUCCCUCUGUGUAGCAGUCCACGGUGACACGACAAACUGGUGAGGGAGCUCCAGAGAAAAGCUUUCAGAGUUCUCCAUUUGGACAAUUUCUUCUGUGACCACCCAAGUGUCUGUGCUCAUGUCAGUUUUAAUAACCUUACAAAUUGAUUAAUAUGUUGACUUUUUCAAUUCCUUGGAAAGUUGAAUAAGCAGCAGGCCUGCUGGUCAAGGGUCAGGAGCCUAAUUCCAUCUUGUGUGGGCCUUUCCAAAGCUAUUAAAUUUGCCAAUUCUGGUUAUGCUUACUCCUGGAGAUUUCAUUACAUGACCCAGUGUCUCCAAAAUCUUCCACUCCCCAUAUUCCUGCAAUUGAUACCUGACACACACAUCCUCAGGACGCACUGCAUUCCCUCACCAAUUUGGACAUGAACAGAUUCCUACUUUCUUGAUCGGUUGAUUCUUAACUGUCAAACAGCCUUCUCCCUCCCUGUCUCUAAUAUUAUCAUAAGCCAGUAAACAGAAGUGUUAUGGGAAAACAACCAAAAAAAUCAUUUUUUAAAUGCCCCUAUGAUUUUUCUAUUUGGUUGCUCAUAGCAAUGUCCUGGAGAUUAAUUUUUAAUUCCUGGUAACUCCAGAACAAUCCUGGAGGGUUGGCAACUCUUAAGAACUAUGCAUCUUGAUCAGUUAUCCUCUUGGUGUUUUUAUUUUUAGGUCUGUGUCCUCCUGAGGUGCCCCUUCACACUUGUGCUUAUGUUGCAUUCAGCACAAUGGGAUACACCCCAUUUCAUUAAGAAUCCAGUUAAUGCCUACAUCAUCAUCAUUUAUGUUAUUGUUUAGAUGUUAAUAUUGCUGAUCUAUUUCCAAUGCAGAAACUGUAUUGCUAAGCUGCUGAGUUCAGGAGCUGCAACUACAUUUUGUAAUUAAGAUGUAAAUUGUGUACAAAGAUGACACUGUACAUACUGUUCAAAGUAAAUCUUUCUGCUAUGA
This is a messenger RNA of Carcharodon carcharias (great white shark), 6973 nucleotides long. RefSeq names its product WD repeat domain 59 (gene wdr59). The coding region runs from base 213 to 3149 and encodes 978 amino acids. Lineage: Eukaryota; Metazoa; Chordata; Chondrichthyes; Lamniformes; Lamnidae. Gene Ontology annotation, molecular function: protein binding. The record is from RefSeq and is a predicted model, not a curated record. The transcript has 26 exons.